Cebus imitator (Panamanian white-faced capuchin) is the source of this 360-nucleotide messenger RNA. Its product is annotated as glyceraldehyde-3-phosphate dehydrogenase-like. The annotation marks the transcript as partial. The record is from RefSeq and is a predicted model, not a curated record. Gene Ontology annotation, molecular function: NAD binding; oxidoreductase activity, acting on the aldehyde or oxo group of donors, NAD or NADP as acceptor. Lineage: Eukaryota; Metazoa; Chordata; Mammalia; Primates; Cebidae. The transcript has a single exon.
GCCAGACAGCCGCAUCUUGUCUACCAUCGGCAGCCACAUCCCUGAGACACCAUGGGGAAGGUGAAGGACGGAGUUAAUGGAUUUGGUCGUGUUGGGCACCUGGUCACCAGGGCUGCUUUUAACUCUGGUAAAGUGGAUAUUGUCGCCAUCAAUGAUCCCUUCAUUGACCUCAACUACAUGGUCUACAUGUUCCAGUAUGAUUCCACCCAUGGCAAAUUCCAUGGCACUGUCAAGGCUGAGAAUGGGAAGCUUGUCAUCAAUGGAAAUCCCAUCACCAUCUUCCAGGAGCGAGAGCCCUCCAAGAUCAAGUGGGGCAGUGCUGGCACUGAGUACGUGGUGGAGUCCACUGGCGUCUUCACC